This is a messenger RNA of Nicrophorus vespilloides, 995 nucleotides long. Its product is annotated as golgin subfamily A member 7. Gene Ontology annotation, biological process: protein targeting to membrane; peptidyl-L-cysteine S-palmitoylation. The record is from RefSeq and is a predicted model, not a curated record. Bases 164 to 607 code for a protein of 147 amino acids. Gene Ontology annotation, cellular component: palmitoyltransferase complex. The transcript has 3 exons. NCBI's taxonomy places the organism in Eukaryota, Metazoa, Arthropoda, Insecta, Coleoptera, Silphidae.
CACGUACAUAACCUAUUUUAUCAUAAUUUUUGACCUGUGACGACAUUUCUGCUGUCAUUUCCACCUACAACAUAAACAUGAUCUGCUAGCCAAAACCAGAAUAGAAGAACUGCAUGAAUUUUACUGUUAUUUUAAUGAGAAAUUAGUGAUCAAGAGGUGCAACAUGAGCAACCACCAUAACAAUGGCUCGAGGGCAAGUGAGACGGAGCAGAUGGCUCCAUCUCAGUGCUUGAAGGUGUUCAUCCAGAGAGACUACAGCGAGGGAACAGUAGUCAAAUUCCAAACAAGAUUCCCACAAGAAUUGGAAGGACGGAUAAAUCGGGAAGAUUUUGAGCACACAAUAAACACACUGAAUGGACACUUCGCUGAGGCUGAGAAGGCUUCGUGCUCGACGUACUGUGAGGGCUGCUUAGCUUGCAUCACAGCUUAUCUAAUAUAUGUUUGCAAAGAGACGCAUUAUGAAAAGUGUUUGAGGAAAGUUUCCAAGUUUAUUGCUGAAGAGAAUGAGAGGAUUUAUCACCCGAAAGGUCUGAUAGUCACAGACCCUAGCCUGCGUGGCUUAAGGGUGUUAGAGAUCAGCUGCUUGGAUCGACCACCCAAUGCAUGACUCACAUUAUCCCACUCCACGCAGGAGUUCUUCAUGUGAACAAAUCCGAUACAAAUCAGUGCAUUUCUCCAUACACACUAAACAGGAAAUCUUGGCAUUUGUUUUGUUACAGAAACAAGGCUACUCAUUUUAUCAUAUCUAAGGAUAAUUUUAUACGUCAACUGAUUUUAUUAUAUUUACAACUUAUACUAUAGGUUCUUAUAUACUGUAGAUAUAUAUUAUAUAUAUAUAAAGAAUGGGUUAAACCCACUCGAGGAAGAAGCAAGGGAAAAAACUUAUAAUAAUAACGUAAAGUGGAAAUGGUGUUGGAUGUGUUAGCAUUUAGUUUAUAAACAAAAGUUACUUUAUAAGACGAAACGUUUUUCUUUUUAAAUUAUUAUUAUUGAAA